This is a messenger RNA of Lutzomyia longipalpis, 554 nucleotides long. RefSeq names its product M-phase-specific PLK1-interacting protein-like. The coding region runs from base 1 to 504 and encodes 167 amino acids. NCBI's taxonomy places the organism in Eukaryota, Metazoa, Arthropoda, Insecta, Diptera, Psychodidae. The transcript is spliced from 2 exons. The record is from RefSeq and is a predicted model, not a curated record.
AUGAAUCAGCCAUUCUACUUCGACAAUAGACGCCGUAGCCAGGGGAAUAAUGGUCAAUCCCCGCGAUCACCCUUCAACAGCCCAAAUCAGCAGCAAAGUCCAGGAAGUGGAGACUUUCGUGGAUUUAACAGAAGAGGAGGCUACCACCACCGGCACUCCUUUCCCCAGAGUCCCUACAGACAGCAUUACUCACCACAUGCCUCACGAGGAUCACGGGAUAGCUUCCGCGGAAGGAAUAGCCAGAAUUUCAUGGAGAAGAGGGAAGUUCCCAUUAGUAAGUACUUCCAUCCCUCAAUGCUGGAAGAUCCCUGGGCAGCUCUCCUGGGGAAAAUUAGUGAAUCCAGCGAUGGAAGAGCUGGGAAAGAUGACAAAGAUGCUGAAGAAAUUCCAAAUGAUUCCACGGAAGUUGUUCCAGACGAGCAGGAAGAAGCAGACGAAAUGUCCCAAUCAAUAAGAUCAGAAGAAAAUGACGAAAAUUGUGAAGGAAAUGCGGAAAAUACGUAAUAUUUUAAUUCCAAAAUUGAGAAAAAAUAAAGUUUUUGUAUUGAGAUUUA